AUGGAUAAUGACAACUUUAAACCGCCAGACGAUGGGAAGCAGCAGCCAGAACAGAGUUCAAGUGUUGAGAACGUGCUUCAAUUGUUGGAUGGUCAAGUGGGCGAAACGGAAACCGAUCUGCCCAUCGACCUGGCGCCCAGUCUCAACAGUCUGCAGAACGCAUUGGAGCAUCUGAACUUUAGUGAGGCCAAGGCUUUGGUUGAGGAAAUGAUCGAGAGUUUACUGCCAGACCCUGGGCCCCUCAACGAAGGCAGCUCCUCAACAUUGACAUCUGUGGCAAAGCCAACCAUAGGCUAUGACGAUGAGCGACUGCAUCGCAUUCUACAUCUUCUCGAACGCUACACACGCAAUCUGGAGGUAAUUGAGGAGUUAUUGGUGAAAGCCAGAGAUAAAGCGGACACAUCUCUGCAGCAAACACAAAACAAUGAGCUGGCAACUCAGACAAUGCCACUACUUCAUACCAGAAGAUGCGACACCAUCCGUCCUCAGAGUGGUCGACGGAUUCAACAGCAACCCGUGCCCCAGCCGCAAUCACAGCAUUCGGAAAUAGUCCCGCCCUGUGAGCGUAGACAACACAUUAUCACGAUCAGUGGCACCAACUCCUCCCCCUUCGCAGCACGUCCACUGCCUCGCACAUUCAUGGGACGAAUCUGUCGCACUUUGGGCGAGUUUGCCGGAGCUUUCUGUCUGUGCUUGCAGGUCAACAGGGAUUGCAUAUUUUGUCUCGGCUUCUUCAUUGCGUUUGUGAUCAGUGCCAGUUUCUUGACUGCUUUCUUUUAUCGCACCAUCAACCUGACAACGUCGCCCAUCCGAGUGCCAAUUGAUGCCACUCCAAUGUCUUCGUCGGCCAGAGAUACGGUCUCACUGCGUUCAAAUGGUGGCUACUACUACAUCUAUAACAGCAAUCGACAGCAUUUUGUAUAAGAUUGGGAAUAAUCUUCAAAUAAUAAUAAAAUCGUGUAAAUAAAUGGUAA
Molecule: messenger RNA, 974 nt
Organism: Drosophila sulfurigaster albostrigata
Lineage: Eukaryota; Metazoa; Arthropoda; Insecta; Diptera; Drosophilidae
Exons: 1
Coding region: 1-924 (307 amino acids)
Source: RefSeq, a predicted model, not a curated record